Messenger RNA from Capsicum annuum, 1722 nucleotides. RefSeq names its product mitochondrial import inner membrane translocase subunit PAM16 like 2. Gene Ontology annotation, cellular component: TIM23 mitochondrial import inner membrane translocase complex. The coding region runs from base 1024 to 1434 and encodes 136 amino acids. Lineage: Eukaryota; Viridiplantae; Streptophyta; Magnoliopsida; Solanales; Solanaceae. The transcript has 5 exons. The record is from RefSeq and is a predicted model, not a curated record. Gene Ontology annotation, biological process: protein import into mitochondrial matrix.
AUGAGUCGACUACUGACUCCUCACAUUCGACUCGCUUGCAGAUCAGUACACUUCACAAACAUAUUAGAUUUGAAACAACUAAGCACAUAAAUAACAGAACAUAAAGUAAUAACACAGACAUUUAUCCUGGUUCGGAUGCCUACUUCCAGUCCCCUUGGGUUUCAAAGUUUCCUUAGAUCGUUGAAUUGUUGGGUACGAGUACAAUUGAUGAUGUUACAAAGUUGACUCGAUCCUACUUUUUAUAUAACAAUUGUAAACUAAAAGUUACAGAGCCUUGUAAGACUAAGAAUGAGACACUUUGAAUUUUCUCCUUGAAGUUGCGUAACCUGUGUCUGUCUUCAGUCUUCACCUUUUAUAGUCUUCGGCUGCUACUCUUUAUAAGGAAAUCCAAGAGAUUUCUUCUCAAUCAAGGAUUUAAAUUGAUUCCUUGAUUGAGGAAUGUAGACGUUUGAUAUGUCCAUAUCAGAUAUGUCCAUAUGCGGCUUUGGAUCACGUCCAUAUCAGAUAUGUCUGUGAUCUAUUCUUUCCUCCUAGUCUUGUAUAGAUUGAUGUCCAUGUGACGAUUGUAGUCUUCCUUCCUUUUGCUUUUUGUCCUGAUUUAUCUAAUCUGCUAUGAUUCUAGGAUAGUGAUCAUGAUUCUGGGAUAGUGAUUCUCCUUCCAUUUUCGAGAUGUUUGAUUGAUUUUCUUGCCAUGCUGUUUGAGUGUCAUUGCCGUGAUCCUUCUUUUUAUGAUUGGAUAUCUUUCCAUUACUGGAGCCGGCUUCCUUACUUGCUUCUUUAAUCUUUCACAAUCAGCAAUCUUCCAAUAUCUUGCAACCUUUAUCCUGCAAAGGUGGACCUGUUAGUUUGUCAUUAUUAAAACAUUACCUUAGCAGGCUAGGAGGCUAACACCUUUACAUUAGUUAAAUAAGUUAGUUUAUAUGUUGUCUCUGCUGUGUAUAGUGGGUAAGUUAAUUGUUUUAUUUGCAGCAUGAUUUUGUUUUGUUUGCAGCUUUCCUGGUUUCUUCGCUGUCUUCGAAACUCAUGGAUGAUUUGCAUGAUGUUCAUUUCCAGUUUCCUCAUUUGGAUUAUCUUGUACCAAACUUCACAAUGGCUGCAAGAAUCCUUGCUAAUUUAAUUGUCAUGGGCACUACAAUAUUGGCAAGGUCUUUUGUUCAAGCAUAUCGUCAGGCACUGGCGAAUGCCUCGAAGAAUGGGGUUGCUCAAGAAGCAGUACAGAAUAUCAAAAGAGCUAGUAAAACCAUGACUGAAGCAGAGGCAAGGCAGAUUCUCGGUGUCACUGAGAAUUCAUCGUGGGAAGAAAUCGUGCAGAGAUAUGACAAUUUAUUCGAGCGGAACGCUAAAAACGGAAGCUUUUACCUUCAAUCAAAGGUUCAUAGAGCUAAAGAGUGUUUAGAAGCAAUUCACCAACCUAAAGAACCAGAGGAAAAGUAAACAACUUUGUUCAGCAUCUUCAGUGUAUACCUCUGCUGCAUGGUUGGUUUAACCUAUAGUCAAUUUGUAGGUUUUUGUUGUGAGAAGAACUGUCAAUUCAUUUUGAUGGAGGAAGCACAUGUUUACUGUAGUGGUAUCUGGAAAUAUAUACAAAAAGCAUUGUACAAUAGCUGUAUUUAUAAAAUCUUUUUAACCACUUAUUUGACUGAUGUAAAAGAGAAUGUUAUUUCCACUCUCAUUUUCUAGUAAUAUUAGAGGGGAGCGCUCGCGCUCUGUCGAUAGCCUCCA